AUGCGUCUUCUUGAAGUCGCUGCCCUUGUAGCCCUCGCCACACCCAUCGCCGCUCGAGGCAACUUUGACUUCCGAGUCAGCCAACCACGUCGUCUUGUUGCCAUCAAGGAGCCUAGUCCGAAUCAUGUCACCAGCAACACGAUCUCAUUAGGAAGAGCCGACUCGAAAAGCAACUCUCUGAGUGCUGGAUACCUUCAAGCUAUCAGAGCGGGCAAUCACGUAGAUGGAAUAUACUCACGACUGAGAAAUGGGACAGCAGAUCUCCUCUCAGUAGGAGCAGGAAGCGUCUUCCUCGCCCCCCUCGAUGCAGGCGGAGAGACCUUCUAUGUAGUAAUCGAUACCGGCAGCAGCGACACUUGGCUCAUAAACAGCGCCUUCACCUGCGUGGAUCCUACAGACUCUGCCACAAUCCCCGAAGAAGAUUGUGCUUUUGGCCCCACCUACUCUUUAACCUCAACAGCCUCUCAAAUCGACAAUCGCAAUUUCAACAUCUCAUACGCUGAUGGAGAACGCCUCAAUGGACGCAUGAUCACAGAAGAUCUCACAUUCGCGGGCAUAACCGUAGAAAACCAAACAAUGGGCCUAGUCACAGAAGCAGGCUGGUACGGCGAUGGUGCAUCUUCAGGCCUCCUCGGACUAGCCUACUCAACACUGACGAAUCAAUACAACGGCAAUGACCCCACCGCCGACAUCAGAGGCGUCAAUAUCCCUUACAAUCCACUUUUCACCUCAAUGUACGCCCAAGAACUCACCGCACCACUCUUCAGCAUCGCCCUCGAUCGCGACAUCGCCCGCUCCGCUCAAGCCCGCGGUGGCGUCCUAGCUGUCGGUGGUAUCCCAAACAUUCCCCACGGCACCGCAUGGGCAUCUGCGAAUAUUUCCGUGGUGGGCAUCGAUGCCACCACCGGCCAGCCCGAGUAUCAAUUCUACUCCAUCCGGGUAGACGGGUGGGCCAUAUCAGCAAACUGGUCUGCGGAUUUCGACGUCAAGAUGACUGGAAAUAAGAGGAAGGUUGCACUGCUCGGUGCACCUACACGCAACUCCAUCGUCGAUUCAGGAACAUCGCUUAUUUACGCUCCUUCCGCCGUCGCUGCCGCAGUGGCCGCCGCAUUUUCCCCCGCCGCCUCCAUCUCCUCACAAACAGGUCUGUAUCAUGUGGAUUGCAAUGCACGAGUCCCUCGCUUCGGCGUCACCGUUUCCGCAAAGACGUUUUUCGUCAAUAGAUUGGAUUUGAUCAUUGAUACAGGAUAUGGGUUUUGCGUGCUGGGGGUGCAGGAUAAUAAUGGUGGGAUGACUAUAUUGGGGGAUGUGUUUAUGAGAAAUGUUUUGACUGUUUUUGAUGUGGGAGCUGGGCAGGUGAGGUUUUCGGCUAGGGAGUUGCAGUUGACGAAUGGGACUGUUACGCAAUGA
Aureobasidium pullulans EXF-150 is the source of this 1410-nucleotide messenger RNA. RefSeq names its product acid protease. The coding region runs from base 1 to 1410 and encodes 469 amino acids. The record is from RefSeq and is a predicted model, not a curated record. Gene Ontology annotation, molecular function: aspartic-type endopeptidase activity. Gene Ontology annotation, cellular component: fungal-type vacuole. The transcript has 2 exons. Gene Ontology annotation, biological process: proteolysis. NCBI's taxonomy places the organism in Eukaryota, Fungi, Ascomycota, Dothideomycetes, Dothideales, Saccotheciaceae.